UCACCAACAUUAUACAUUUUUGACUGAAAAACUGUACGUUCGUGCAUUUACUGUUUUUAAAUCUAAUCACUGUCAAUUACUGCUAUUUGCUUUAAAUUUUACUGUUAAUUUUUUUACUGGAAUUUCACCUUGUUCUCUUAGUUAAUUUAUUGGUUUAAAAAUUUUCCUGCUGAUUCGAUUUUAACAUCUAAGUUUUCCCUUAAAAUCAUCUGUAUUAAUAAUUUUGAAAUGGAGGCGUUAUUAGAAGAUUAUAUUAGUCCAGAAGAUCUGAAAAAUUUCGAAAGCAACUAUACAGAAAGUCGAAGAAAUGGGACUUUAACUUCUCAAACGCAAUUCGAAUAUGCUUGGUCUUUGAUUAGAAGUAAAUAUCGAGCUGAUAUCAACCGAGGAAUUAAUCUGUUAGAGGAAUUGUGUAGCAGUCAAUUAGGUGAAGAAAAGCGAGAUUACCUUUUCUAUCUUGCCAUAGCUAACACCAAGAUUUGUGAUUAUAGUCGUGCCCUGGACUGUGUUGACAAAUUUCUGUUAGCUGAGCCUAAUAAUAGACAAGCCUGUGACCUGAAGAAGAUAAUCAAGGAUAGAAUCAAGCGAGAUGGUCUUAAAGGAGCAGCUAUUGCUGGUGGAGCAGCUCUCGUUGUCGGUGGGCUUGUUGGUCUUGGCAUGGCCUUAGCCAGAAAAUAAUGAACCGCUAAUCAAAAUGUUAUCAACUUUUAAUGUCAUUAUCAAAUUUAUUAAAAUGAUAUAGAUUUAACUGUAAAGAGCAACUGCAACCAUUCCCUACCAAUAUUGUUUAUGCAUCAACAAUCUCAUAUUCUAGAUUGUUCGUUAUUAAAUUACCACGUUUAUGUGAAAUGUUGGUAAAUAGUUAAAAAUUGAA
Messenger RNA from Tetranychus urticae (two-spotted spider mite), 874 nucleotides. Its product is annotated as Mitochondrial fission 1 protein. NCBI's taxonomy places the organism in Eukaryota, Metazoa, Arthropoda, Arachnida, Trombidiformes, Tetranychidae. The record is from RefSeq and is a predicted model, not a curated record. Gene Ontology annotation, molecular function: protein binding. Gene Ontology annotation, biological process: mitochondrial fragmentation involved in apoptotic process; autophagy of mitochondrion; peroxisome fission. Gene Ontology annotation, cellular component: mitochondrial outer membrane; peroxisomal membrane.